ACGUACAUACUAUACUAUCUGGAGUCUAUAUUUAAUUUCUUGAUCGAUCGAGCUGAGGUAAAUACACUACCGAUAGAUACUGUACACACAGACAUGAAAGAGGCGAUGAGUAACAAGGUGUGGGGGUUGUAUAUGUGUGUGUUUUUGGCAGUUUUGACGGCAACGGCGGUGCCUGCUGGAUGUGUAGCCAACUGUUCUUUUCCGGCCAUCUUUAACUUCGGCGAUUCCAACACCGACACCGGAGGUUUCUGGGCAGCUUUUCCGGCUCAGCGCCCUCCGCACGGCAUGACCUUCUUCAAGAAACCGGUCGGACGGGCCACCGACGGCAGAGUCAUCGUUGAUUUUCUUGCACAAGGUUUAGGAUUGGCAUUCCUGAGUCCAUACUUGAAGUCAAUAGGAUCAGAUUACAGAAAUGGUGUCAACUUUGCAACAUUGGCUUCCACUGUUAGGUUGCCGCAUAGUUCCCUGUUUGAUACUGGUGUCAGCCCUUUCUCCCUGGCAAUUCAGUUCAACCAAUUCAAGCAGUUUAAGGUUAUGGUUGAUGAACAAGAACAAGAACAACAUCAUUCCUACAACCAUGGGAAUACAAAAUUACCACCUAAAAACAUAUUUGGAAAAGCACUGUACACAUUCUACAUUGGCCAAAAUGACUUCACUGGCAAUUUGGCAUCACUGGGCAUAAAUGGAGUCAAGCAAUUCUUACCUGAAGUGGUUGGUCAGAUCGCGAGCACCAUCAAGGAUAUUUACACGUUGGGGGGCCGAACAUUUUUCAUUCUGAACCUAGCACCAAUUGGCUGCUAUCCAGCAUUUCUGGUUGAACUUCCUCACAAUAAUUCUGAUAUAGACCAGUUUGGGUGCAUGAAAUCGUACAACAAUGCAGUGGUGGACUACAACAACAUGCUAAAAGAUGCACUAAGACAGACAAGACAAGAUCUUAAGGAUGCAAAUGUGGUUUAUGUGGACACUCAUAGUAUCCUCCUGGAGCUCUUCCAGCACCCCACAUCCCACGGAUUGAAGUAUGGAACAAAAGCGUGCUGCGGGUAUGGAGGAGGGGACUAUAACUUCAACAAGGAAGUGUUCUGUGGAAACACGAAAGUUGUGAACGGGCAGACCGUGAGCGCGGGAGCUUGUGAGGAUCCAUACAACUACGUGAGCUGGGAUGGAAUACACGCCACAGACGCUGCAAAUAAACUCACUGCAAAAGCUAUUUUUAAUGGCUCUUAUUUUGAUCCUCCAUUUCCACUCCACCACUUCUGUCAUAUCCAUCCUAUAGGCUAGCCUUAAUUAUUAGCUUAAUUUUCUCUCUUAGUUAUUAGUUAUGGAAAAUUGGAAAGCAUGAAUCUGUUACAUUGGAGAUUUUGAGUAAUA
Messenger RNA from Ipomoea nil (Japanese morning glory), 1368 nucleotides. Its product is annotated as GDSL esterase/lipase At4g01130-like. Gene Ontology annotation, molecular function: hydrolase activity, acting on ester bonds. NCBI's taxonomy places the organism in Eukaryota, Viridiplantae, Streptophyta, Magnoliopsida, Solanales, Convolvulaceae. The record is from RefSeq and is a predicted model, not a curated record. The coding region runs from base 94 to 1278 and encodes 394 amino acids. The transcript is spliced from 5 exons.